AUGGGCGAUUCCAAGGAGUUUGCUGGGGAGCUUUUUGUCACCUUAGCAAGACGGAGGAACCUGGAACCAGAGAAUGGAAUUACAAAAGAUAAAUUAAAGGAGUUCUGGGAAGAGAUGACAGAUCAAAACUUUGAUUCCUCCCUACGGAUAUUCUUCGACAUGUGCGACAAGAAUGGUGAUGGAAAACUUACAGAAGAUGAGGUGAAAGAGGUCAUCAUUUUGAGCGCCUCAGCAAACAAACUUGCAACAUUGAAGGGGCACGCUGCAACCUAUGCUGCCCUCAUAAUGGAGGAACUAGAUCCUGACCAUCUUGGCUAUAUUGAGAUAAAAGAGAGUGAUACUUACCAUUAUCGAUCACUUCACCAGAUUUGGCAGCUUGAAACAUUGCUGCGAGGGAUGGUGAACUCACAGGGAAACGAGAAAAUAGUCAAAUGUAGUCGUAGCGUUGCAAGAACAAUGAUACCAAAGUGGUACAGAAACCCAAUCAACAGAAGUGUCGGCAAGACAGCAGAUUUCAUUCAUGAGAACUGGAAGAGGAUAUGGGUUCUUUCGCUAUGGCUGGCACUGAACAUAGAACUAUUUCUAUGGAAAUUCUUCCAGUACAGGAGGAGAUCAGCAUAUGAAGUGAUGGGCUAUUGUGUCUGUGUAGCCAAGGGUGCAGCAGAGACCCUGAAACUGAACAUGGCACUCAUUCUCCUUCCCGUUUGUCGAAACACUCUUACAAGGCUCAGAUCAACGGCAUUUAGUUCAGUCAUCCCGUUUGAUGACAACAUUAACUUCCACAAGACAAUUGCAUUGGCCAUCACAAUUGGGAUUGUUAUCCAUACAAUUGCUCAUGUAGCAUGUGAUUUUCCAAGAUUAAUCACAUGCCCAAAGCCAAAAUUAAUUAAUUUAUUAGGACCCAGUUUCAGCUAUCAGCAACCCCCAUAUUUAACUCUAUUAUCCAGCGCUCCAGGGGUCACUGGUGUCCUCAUGGUCAUCAUAAUGAUAUUCUCUUUCACCCUAGCAACACAUUCUUUCAGGAGAAGUGUGGUGAAGUUGCCAUCACCUCUGCACCAUUUGGCUGGAUUCAAUGCAUUUUGGUAUGCGCACCAUCUUCUGGUGCUUGUGUAUGUCCUCCUUCUUGUGCAUUCCUACUUCAUUUAUCUCACUAGGGAAUGGUACAAGAAGACGGUAGGGCCAUGCCUUCUCUGUGGUACACAAAUAUCCCCAUCAUUAUCAGCAAACAUCAAUGAUAUGAAGCAAAAAUCUAAUGUUUGUGCAGACAUGGAUGUACCUAUCAAUUCCAGUCCUCUUUUAUGCCUGUGAAAGACUAAUCAGAAAAUUUCGUGAG
Phoenix dactylifera (date palm) is the source of this 1333-nucleotide messenger RNA. NCBI's taxonomy places the organism in Eukaryota, Viridiplantae, Streptophyta, Magnoliopsida, Arecales, Arecaceae. The record is from RefSeq and is a predicted model, not a curated record.